ACAUGACGGCUACUCCCAGUCCCCUCCCUCCUCCCAGCGCCGCCGCCCUCCUCCACUAGCGCCGCCGCCGCUUCUCGCCCUCCCUCCAGUCUCAGAUCCGCCGGCCCCUCCUCCCCACUGCGCCUCCAACUGAGACUCCUCUUCCUGCAUCUGACGGCGAUCUUGCGGCGGUAGCUUCCACGCCGCUCGGGCCGGUCCAUGUCGGCGGGCGACGGCGCGGCGGUGUCGGCCGUGGAGGGGAAGCUCGCGGAGCUCUCCACCAGCUGCGACCUCAGGACUCUCCCCAGGAGGGGCAAGCCUGCAUCUGCAAGGACAUUGAACACCGCCCAGAUUCCGCUUGUGGCAAGCCAUCCGGAGGUUUAUGAACCAUGUGAUGAUUCCUUUGCCCUCGUAGAUGCUCUGCUCUCUGACAAAGCUCAACUUCUGGCACUACAGCCAAGUUUAUGCCUGGAGGUAGGUUGUGGCAGUGGUUAUGUCAUCACAUCUCUAGCCAUCAUGCUCAGGCAAUUAGGCUCCGGAACCCAGUACCUAGCAACAGACAUCAACCAGCAUGCUGUGGAGACAACUCAAGCCACACUUGGAGCCCAUGGUAUUCAUGCAGAUGUUAUUGCUACUGAUAUUGUGUCAGGUCUUGAGAAACGUUUGGCUGGUAUGGUUGACGUGGUUGUCGUGAACCCUCCAUAUGUGCCAACACCUGAGGAAGAAAUCGGAAUCAAGGGCAUCGCUGCAUCUUGGGCUGGAGGGUUGAACGGGCGCCAAGUGAUCGACCGGAUUCUUCCUGCUGUGCGUGAGCUGCUAUCAGAAAAAGGGUGCCUGUACAUGAUUGCCCUCGAAGAUAAUGAUCCUCUGGGUAUAUGCCAUUUGAUGAACGAGAAGGGGUUUGCAUCUCGUGUUCUCUUGAAGAGGUGUACAGAAGAGGAGAGCCUCUAUGUUCUCAAGUUUUGGCAAGAUGCUGCUGUUAGCACAAAUGCCUCUCAAUCUGGCAAAUCUCCAGGAUCCGAUUCCUCGUGGCUUUCUCCGUUCAGAUCCUUUUGGCAUAAGAAUGGUAGCAGUUCUUGACUUCAUCAGUUUGGCUUUUACCAUCUGCAAAUUUCAUAUGGUGGUGGUAUAUGUAGACAUGUCUGAAUGCAGUGUUACUGUCCAGUUCUCACCUGCCUCAGAAAACAAGAACUAGAUUGACAUGGUGAGCUUAAUUAGCUAUCGUCCUAUGAGCAAUAUAUUGAACCAAUUCUAGACUAUUAGUACCAAACUUUUAUUUAUCGGUAAAAUCAGCUUCUUAUGUUAGCAUCAUGUGUGUAUAUGUGCUAGUAUAAUGAAUCUAUUGUCUUCCUGAAUGCGAUGGUAUGCAGUUGAUUCUACCUUGUUAUUUAUCUUGCUGGGAGAAGUUGGAAAUGUACAAAAUUAGCUACAAGACUGUACCAGUGUAUGAUAUAUAUCUAUUUAAUAUGAGGGUCUGUUUGUUCCUGUGCC
Lolium perenne is the source of this 1470-nucleotide messenger RNA. RefSeq lists its product as uncharacterized. Gene Ontology annotation, molecular function: S-adenosylmethionine-dependent methyltransferase activity; protein methyltransferase activity; nucleic acid binding. Lineage: Eukaryota; Viridiplantae; Streptophyta; Magnoliopsida; Poales; Poaceae. The record is from RefSeq and is a predicted model, not a curated record. Gene Ontology annotation, biological process: methylation. Gene Ontology annotation, cellular component: eRF1 methyltransferase complex.